AUGGGAGGCAAAGCGAAGCCGACGAAGCACUCCGCGAAGGAGAUCGCGGGGAAGGUGGCCGCGGCGACGACGAACAAGGGCGGAGGCAAGGCUGGGCUCGCCGAUCGCAAGGGCGGCGCCGCGGGCCACGCGAAGUUCAAGUGCCCGAGCUGCGGGCAGCAGGCGCCGUCGAUAAAAUCAGCCGAGAUGCACUGGGACUCGAAGCACAGCAAGCUGCCGUUCGUGCCGGGGGAUUGGUCGGACACGCACGCGGAGCACGGGGGCGUGACGACCGCGGGCGUCGCGGUCAAGGGCGCGGCGAAGCAGAAGACGGUGCACGAGCUCGCGAAGACGAAGACGGGACAGGAGAAGCUCAAGCAGCUCGAACAGGAAAAGCUCAAGCAACAGUUUUAG
This is a messenger RNA of Micromonas pusilla CCMP1545, 393 nucleotides long. RefSeq lists its product as uncharacterized. The transcript is spliced from 2 exons. The record is from RefSeq and is a predicted model, not a curated record. Bases 1 to 393 code for a protein of 130 amino acids. Lineage: Eukaryota; Viridiplantae; Chlorophyta; Mamiellophyceae; Mamiellales; Mamiellaceae.